Molecule: messenger RNA, 4055 nt
Organism: Oncorhynchus masou masou (cherry salmon)
Lineage: Eukaryota; Metazoa; Chordata; Actinopteri; Salmoniformes; Salmonidae
Gene: has3
Product: hyaluronan synthase 3
Exons: 3
Coding region: 1-1683 (560 amino acids)
Biological process (GO): hyaluronan biosynthetic process; extracellular matrix assembly
Cellular component (GO): plasma membrane
Molecular function (GO): hyaluronan synthase activity
Source: RefSeq, a predicted model, not a curated record
AUGCCCUCUCGCUGUAGGACUGUGCUGCAUAUCGUGACGACCACCCUCUUUGCCGCUGUGGUCCUUUUUGGGAUCCUGCUGGCUUACGUGACUGGCUACCAGUUCAUCCACACAGAGCAGCACCACCUGUCUUUCGGCCUGUACGGAGCCAUCCUAUCUCUGCACCUCUUCCUCCAGAGCCUGUUUGCCUUCCUGGAGCACAGACACAUGCGCAGCCCCGCCCAGCCCCAGCACCUGCGGCGCUCUGUGGCCCUGUGCAUCGCUGCCUACCAGGAGGACCCAGACUACCUGAGGAAGUGCCUCCGCAGCGUGCGCCGCAUCUCUUUCCCCGGCCUGAAGGUGGUGCUGGUGGUGGACGGGAACAGGCCGGAGGACGGCUACAUGAUGGACAUCUUCCAGGAGGUGAUGGGUGGAGCGGAACAGGCCGGCAGUGUGGUGUGGAAGGGGAACUACCACAGUGACGGGGGCGGGGGUGGAGGGGUGGGCGGAGGGGGGGCCAGAGCAGCGUCCCUGCAUGCGGAGGAGGCUGCACGUGUGGCCAGGCUGGUGAGAAACUGUCGCUACUCCUGUAUCAUGCAGGAGUGGGGAGGGAAGAGAGAGGUGAUGUACACAGCUUUCAAAGCCCUGGGAGACUCUGUGGACUAUAUGCAGGUGUGUGACUCAGACACAGUUCUGGACCCAGCGUGCACCAUAGAGAUGCUGAAGAUUCUAGAAGAGGAUGCAAAGGUGGGGGGAGUAGGUGGAGAUGUUCAGAUCCUGAAUAAGUAUGACUCGUGGCUCUCCUUCCUGAGCAGUGUGCGUUACUGGAUGGCCUUCAACGUGGAGCGGGCCUGCCAGUCCUACUUUGGCUGUGUGCAGUGUAUCAGUGGUCCCCUGGGAAUGUACCGUAACUCCCUGCUGCAGCAGUUCCUGGAGCCCUGGUAUCACCAGACCUUCCUGGGCAGCAAGUGCAGCUUCGGUGACGACCGCCACCUCACCAACCGCGUGCUCAGCUUCGGCUACAAGACCAAGUUCACCGCACGCUCCAAGUGCCAGACUGAAACGCCAACGCGCUACCUCCGCUGGCUCAACCAACAGACCCGCUGGAGCAAGUCCUACUUCAGGGAGUGGCUGUACAACGCUCUCUGGUUCCACAAGCACAGCCUCUGGAUGACCUACGAGUCUGUGGUGACAGGCUUCUUCCCCUUCUUCCUGGUUGCCACAGUGGUCCACCUGUUCUACCGUGGGCGCCUGUGGAACAUCCUUCUCUUCCUUUUGACAGUGCAGCUGGUUGGCAUGGUGAAGGCUACCUACGCCUGCUUCCUGAGGGGCAGUCUGGUCAUGAUCUUCAUGUCUCUCUACUCCCUCCUCUACAUGUCCAGCCUGCUGCCAGCCAAAAUCUUUGCCCUGCUCACUAUCAACAAGGCUGGCUGGGGAACAUCAGGGCGGAGGAAGAUUGUGGUGAACUUCAUUGGGGCAGUGCCUGUCACAGUGUGGGGGGCUGUGCUGCUGGGUGGGGUGGCAUACACCAUCUACUGUGAGACCCAGGAGCCCUUCAGUGAGACAGAGAAAGCCCUGCUCAUCGCUGGGGCCAUCCUGUACGCCUGCUACUGGGUCAUCCUGCUGGUUCUUUACCUGGCUAUAGUAGCCAAACGCUGCAACAAGAGGGAGGAGCAAUACCACCUGUCGUAUGCAGAGGCAUAAGACAUGAAUCAAUUAUCAGUUUCAAUGGUGCUGCUGGAACAGCUGAGCCAGUCUUUGGCCCCACCCCUCUCAUGCCAUUCUGUCUCCAUGGUGCUAAACCUCUGGUUCUAAGGGACAUAUGUGGUAUGAAUGUGUUGUAGAGUGCUCUACCAGUGGUCAUGAGUUACAAGGGCAUGGUGCUUUCCAUAGAUAUAAAGCACAUUAUCAUACAACCCGUUUACAACAGAUUGUAAGAGCUAUGACACAGGACUGGGGGUUUGGGCUUAUCAAAACAAGUAUAUGUGUCAGUAUGAAGCAGUGUUGAUAUGUCUCCAGCCUGAGUUGUUUGACUGAACAUAGAGACAGUAAGACACAUGUACGGAGGGCCCUCUUUGCCUCAAUCAGGUGACACAAUGAUCUACAGUUGUAUUUCUUUAAUACAGUAAUUUAAAGACAAUCCAAUAUUUAUACAUAACUCAUAAAUACAUUUUUGGUGCUGUUGAACAGUGCCCAAGAUAAAAGUUUAGCUCAUAUGGUAAUAGUCUAAUCUUCCAAUGCCUGCAAGGAUAUUUACAUCCAAUUGAAUGAGUCAGAUAAUUUUGUGUGGGCAUUUUAUUGUAUGAGUGCCACAUUGUAUACACAUUACAUACAGUAUCAAUGCUCAUUACAGGAUAUCAUUUACCAACUGAGGAUAAUCCACCAUUCAUUCCAUCAUGUUAACUGCUAUGACCAAAGACCACUUGUUUUUUGACGCAUGCCUGACCAUUAGUAUAAUGCAAGUACUAACUCCACAUUGCUGUUAUUAGUUGUUAAAUCCAGAAUAAGAAAAUAGAAAACCAUGAUCCCCUUUUAACAAGGCCAUUGGUAUUAGUGUAGGUGCCAUGUCUAAGUUGACAUGUUUUUGUUGUUGGAGAAUGAAGAUACUGUCGUGGAAGUUUCCACUCUUGUGCUUUUUAAGUUGUGUCAAUAUUAUUUUAUUCAGUGAGAAUUGCAUAACUUGAAAGUGCAAACAAGACACAAGAAACAACGCUUGUGUACAGGGUUGCUCAGCCUCUGGCGCAGUAGGUCAAUUUGACGGUACAGUAUAUUUCCAUGACCACACAGAGGAGAUCAAAGGUGAUAUGACUUUCUUUCCUGAUUGCUGUUGUUGGGGCUCAAAACUGCAACCUCAACAUUAGCCAAAGGAAUCAUGUUUCCCUCUACUUUCAAGGGUGUAUGUAAUGUGACUGUGUAAUAAGACUCACAGUGGUAUAGAUAUUGGGAUUACAUGAAGAAAUUAGAGGCAUAAAUCAAAUACAGAGAUGACUGCGAUUGAUGUUGUAUGGUGUGUAGAUAUCAUAUACAAUAUUUGUUAUAGUAUUUGUUAUAGUUAUAUUUGUCAUGCCGUUUUUGAUUUCCUUGAUACUUCCUGCCUCUGAUGUACACUCAGACCCUUGAGCUGUGACAGUUUCCGACCACUCGUGUUUGACAAUAAGUCAAUGGGUCUCAUAACGCUGAGUGACAGUAGAUGUCCACCCAUAUUUUGUAGGUAUAUCUUACAUGGAAAAACUUUAUUAUAAUAGAACUUGUUUGAAUAUAAUUAUAGAACUAUUCAAUAAGUCUUAACGUGACUUAAAAUCGAUACCAGAAUGUUCUAGGCAUUCUCUCAAUGCCGCAGAACAACUGUUGAGCCUAACCAAAAAGCCAUGGCAGCUCAGCUCAUACAUCAUUCAAUGUUUACAAAAGGCAAUGUUUCAAAGAAUUUUGCAAAGUAAUAUAUUUUCUGUAUUGAACAUUUACAAAGAUAUUUUGAAGAUGCAUUAAGAAUGAUGGGGUGAAGAACAGGCUUAUAUUUAAAAGGAAUUGUGGAGUUCUGACAUUUCAUGAAACAGCUGUUUACAUCAUGUUUAUAGUAUGAUGUAGCUAGCACAUCAUGGUAGGUGAAUUCAGUGUGGUUUGUCUCUAGAGCUCAACAUUGCUACACUUGUAUUUGUGAAGUUACAUGGAUGAGAGAUAAGACUUAUUUUAUAUUACCAUUUAGGGAUGAUAUGUAGAUUUAGAACAGGUAGGUAUAACUGUCAUGUAGAAGUAAUUAACCAACAGAUAACAUUUCUAACAGUAGCAUGGUAAAAAAAACUAUUUAAAAAAACUCUCAGAAUCAAGCAACAGCAUAUGGCUAUUGAUACACAACAUAACACAUAUAGUUUUACUGGUAUAGAAUAGCUGAAAAUAAAGUAUUGUAACCACCCAUGUAUUUCAUUAUGAACAUAUUUAAAUACAGUAUAAAAUACAUGUUUUUGGAAAAAGGUUUUGUAUUUAAAUUUCAAUCAGAACAUUUAUUUUUUACACUUGUACAGCGGUUGAAAAACUGUAUGUUUUUGUAUCUGAAUAAAAACAUGCUCAUUCCACUGUCA